Messenger RNA from Onthophagus taurus, 2456 nucleotides. NCBI's taxonomy places the organism in Eukaryota, Metazoa, Arthropoda, Insecta, Coleoptera, Scarabaeidae. The record is from RefSeq and is a predicted model, not a curated record.
UUAAAUUUAAAAUAAAUUUGUAGAUUUAAACCGAGAGUUACAACCCAACGAAGAAAAUCUUCAUUUGAUAGCAAAUGAUGAACGUAUCGACGAUAAUAUCAGGCCAAUUCAAGUACAAGGCAGAAGAAUAAUCGAUUUUGAAUAUUACAACGAACAGUUGCUAAAAAUAAGUCAGCAUGGUUUUCACUUUGGUUGUUCAUUCGCUAACUUAGUAUUUGAUAAAGAACAUAAAUUGGGUCUGAAGUCAUCUUUUUCUGUUCAUUGCAAUAUGUGCAAUAGCAAGUUCAAUCUUGAAACCACUCGUAACACCGUGAAUACAGAUUUGGUACAAUGUGCAACCAGCAUUGGGAGUGGAUUUUCUAAUAUGGAAGAAGUCUUCUCUGUACUGAAUAUUCCCUUCAUGUCAUCAAAGUUAUAUCUAAAAUGUCAGAACCAGAUUGCCGAAACGUGGGAAAGUGUGGCCUUUAAAGUUAUGAAGGAGGCUGCUAUGGAAGAAGCUGAAUAUGCUAGACAAAACGGCAUGAUCGACUCUGACGGUACACCUUUAGUCACGGUUGUAGCUGAUGGCUGUUGGAGCAAAAGGUCGUACAGAAAAACUAUAGUGGAAGUUCUACGGGAAUGGAAGCUGAUGGUUUGGUAGAGGGCUUCCGUAAGAGCGAAGAAUUGUAUGGGGUGCGAUUUGCAACCCUUAUUGCUGAUGGAGAUAGCAGUACAUACAAACGUAUAUUGAAUGCUAGAUCUUAUAAAAACCUGACGGUACAAAAGAUAGAAUGUUCCAAUCAUCUUCUGCGAAAUUUUUGUAAUAAACUAACUGCAUUAUCGAAAGAUACAAGAUUUCCUAUAAAGUAUAGAAAAUUUGUUACAAAAAACAUUUUACGAUUCCGAAAAGCGAUUAACGGUGCAGUCGAGUUCAGAAAGCAAGAAAGAAAUGAAAGUGCGGUGUAUUUAUUAAAGAAAGAUAUCGAUAAUUCGCUAAAUCAUAUAUUUGGUAAUCAUGCGAUGUGUGAUACGUAUUUCUGUAAACCAAAAAAUGAAUAUGACUACAUUUCAGAAAUCAAAACGCAGUGUCCUGAAUUAUAUUGUCGCCUGAAUGAAAUUAUAUCCUCAAUUUCAAACCAUAGCAGGAGCUUACUAGAAAAAGUCAACAGCAACAUAGUUGAGCAAUUUCAUGCAAUAAUUGCAAAAUUCGUUGGAGGCAAACGAAUAAACUUUUCACAAAAACGGUCGUAUCAAACUCGUUGUCAAGGCGCAGUGAUAUCAUUUAAUUCAAACCGAAUUCAUUCGCUUGUUAGUAAAACACAUCCAUUUGCGCAUAAAAACUUAAAUGUAGAAAACCUGGAAAAAAGAAGAAGAAGAUCAAGAGAAAACGCAAAGAAACUAAAACUUAUGGGUAAAAAAAAGACAAAGUUGCAGAAAUCGCAAAUUGAUGAUGAAGAUUACGGAGAUAACAGCUUGAAACCUGACCUAGAUACCGACAUUUUAGAGCAAGAAAUAAACAAGUUCCUAAAAAAUAUGGAAAGAACUUCAACUCAACGGGAAUACUUGGAAAGGAAUUCUACUUUACAAGCAGAAAGUGGUUACUGGCUCGAAGAAAGAAGGAAAUUAUUAACUGCAUCAAAUUUUUACCCUGUAUGUAUUAGAAAAGAUACGACAUUAUGCGCUAAUUUGGUAAAACGUAUUUUAUAUUAUUGUGGUACGGCAAUUAAAUCCAAAGCAGUGCAACAUGGAAGAAAUAAUGAGGGUAUAGCAUUGAGGCAACUAGAAGUACAAGAAAAUGUCAAAAUUAAGAAAUGUGGUUUGUUUGUAGAUUCACAGUACUGCUUUUUAGGAGCCACACCUGACGGUUUAGUCGGAGAUGAUCUAGUUGUGGAAGUGAAGUGUCCUUUCUCUGCAUACAAAACGUGCCCCGAAGAAGCAAUCAAACAGAAAAAAAUUAACUUUUGGACUUUCAAUGCAACAUCGAAUACCUUUGAUAUCAACAAAAAGGAUAAAUGGUUUUACCAAAUUCAAGGUCAAUUACAAAUUACAGGGAGAAAAGGAUGUUUAUUUGCAAUUUGGACAGGACACAACAUUCCCAUGAAAGUAGCAUACAUUCGUAGAGAUAAACAGUUUUGGAGAACAAAUAUGGAAAUUAAAUUACUAAGAUUUUAUAAAGAAUGUAUGUUACCAGAAUUAGUUGAUCCACGGCAUACUCGUCACCUACCAAUUCGCGAACCAAAUUUUAUAAAAGCAGCGCAGAUAAAUCGAAAACGACCACGCAAUCAGUAACAGUAUAAAAGAACUACAAUGAUAUCGAAAAUUACUUCUUUCAAUGAAAUCUAUACCGGGAUAGUACAAAUAGGCCCGGAACAGUUUCAUACAAAAUACUUCCUUUUCUUUGAAUGGAAUACCCACUAAUUUUUUAAUAUUUUUGUUGCAAUUUCUGAAAGGAGUUUUUAUGUUGUAUUCAAAAAUGA